AUGGAUCGGUACGAGGUGGUGAGGGACAUCGGGUCCGGCAACUUCGGGGUGGCCAAGCUGGUGCGGGACGUCCGGACCAAGGAGCACUUCGCCGUCAAGUUCAUCGAGCGAGGCCACAAGAUUGAUGAACAUGUUCAAAGGGAGAUUAUGAACCACCGGUCACUCAAGCAUCCAAAUAUUAUUCGAUUCAAGGAGCUUAACAUUUUCUUCCUCUUUGCACUGUUCUGCACUAGUCAGGUCGUGCUAACUCCCACACAUUUGGCAAUAGUUAUGGAAUAUGCCUCUGGCGGCGAGCUAUUUCAAAGGAUUUGCAACGCAGGGAGAUUUAGCGAGGAUGAGGGAAGAUUCUUCUUCCAACAAUUGAUUUCUGGAGUGAGCUAUUGUCACUCUAUGCAAGUAUGUCAUAGAGAUUUGAAACUAGAAAACACUCUCUUGGAUGGUAGUGUCGCACCUCGGCUCAAGAUUUGUGACUUCGGUUACUCCAAGUCUUCUGUCUUGCACUCUCAACCGAAGUCAACUGUCGGCACACCGGCAUACAUCGCCCCAGAGGUCCUCUCUAGAAGAGAAUAUGAUGGAAAGGUCGCCGAUGUUUGGUCAUGCGGAGUAACGCUCUAUGUGAUGCUUGUCGGGGCAUAUCCUUUCGAGGACCCUGAUGAGCCAAGGAACUUCCGCAAAACGAUCACUAGGAUACUCAGCGUACAGUACUCUGUUCCGGACUACGUUCGAGUCUCGAUGGACUGCAUACAUCUACUGUCCCGCAUUUUCGUUGGAAAUCCUCAGCAGCGAAUAACCAUCCCGGAGAUCAAGAACCAUCCAUGGUUCCUCAAGAGAUUGCCCGUUGAGAUGACCGAUGAGUACCAAAGGAGCAUGCAGCUGGCAGACAUGAACACGCCGUCACAGAGCCUGGAAGAAGCCAUGGCGAUCAUCCAGGAGGCGCAGAAACCUGGCGAUAACGCCCUAGGGGUUGCCGGGCAGGUUGCCUGCCUGGGGAGCAUGGAUUUGGACGACAUCGAUUUCGAUAUCGACGACAUUGACGUUGAGAGCAGCGGGGAUUUCGUGUGCCCGUUGUGA
This is a messenger RNA of Triticum turgidum subsp. durum (durum wheat), 1071 nucleotides long. The record is from the annotation of a GenBank genome assembly. Lineage: Eukaryota; Viridiplantae; Streptophyta; Magnoliopsida; Poales; Poaceae.